AUGUCCUCCACCAUGUGCGACACGUGGUUUUACGAGUCCUCGCCUUGUCGCAUGUUUUCGCCGCGUGUUUAAGAAUCGUGCCAUAAAAUACACUUUGGUGUGGGCUUGAGGUGUAAUUCGCGUUGAGACUCACCAAAUCCAGCUUAAAAUCAAAAUAUGGCGUUAUGGGCGAAGGCACAACGACUCCAAGGGGAUGCUCUGAGACAAGUCCUUUCUAUGUACGGCCCUCACUUCCCGCUCGAAGUCCGGCAUUAUCUGGCUGAUUGGCUUGAGGCAAGAACAUGGACUGAGUUAGAGCCAGAAAAUCCAGAGCAUGAACUCCAGGCAACCAAACUGGUGACUUCGCUUAUUGAAGAGCUAGAGAAAAAGGUGGCACUUCUAAAAACCCCAGAGCAAUUCCUGAUAAUCAUGAAGCUCCGUGAAGCUCUUGAUACCAUCAAGAAAACUUAUCAGAACAACCCCUGUGCUUUGAUCAAGAUUGUUCGUCAAACAUUGGCAACAGAGCUGAAGCUGGUCCAGGAGGCUGAAAUGAGCAAUCCUAAUGGGAGCUGUUCAGGAGAAACCCCACUGACUGUUAUCCAUGCAGAACUCAUGCAUAAGUUAGAGGAAAUACGAGAGAAGACAAAUGCUACAUAUGAAGAGGUCCAUCAGCUGGCUCAGGUGCAAGAAAGCCUUGCUCUCAUUAUCAAUGAGCUUGCCACUCUUGAUGCCACAAUUCAGUCUGUCUCAAGUCAACCUGAGACCCCGCAAACCCAGGAAGUAAAGCAGAGACUUCUGCAGCACAAGGAAUCCAUCAACCAGCAGAUAACAAUCACGUUGAAAAAGCUGUUGGAACUGAGACUCAACCUUGUGGAACAGUAUAAGGAAACUGUGAGCGGGAUAGCAGCUCUACAGUCUCGGAUCCUGGAGGAGGAGCUGGCCAAGUGGAAGAGGAAUGUCCAGCUAGCUGGCAAUGGAGCACCUUUUCUCACCCAUCUAGAUACAAUCCAAGAAUGGUGUGAAAAUCUCGUGGAGGUCAUUUGGUUGAACCGGCAUCAGAUGAGAGAGCUUGAACACCUGAGGGCACGACUCCCUGUCAAGCUCCCAAAUUCCCUCUCUGAUUCUCUUCCCACCCUUAUUUCCAAAGUCACUGAGCUCUUGCACCUCCUUGUUGCCAAUACAUUUGUCGUGUGUGAACAACCACCUCAGGUGAUGAAGACAAAUAUCCGAUUCUCAGCCUCAGUUCGUCAUCUGGUUGGAGGAAAGCUCAAUAUCCACAUGGCUGCUCCCAAGGUGCGAGUGGACAUAGUGAACGAGAACCAGGCCAGAAAGCUUCACCAGCUUGCAAUGGUGCAGUGGCAGGAGUUCAGUGGGGAGAUCCUCAAUAAUGAGGGGACUUUGGAAUAUCACCAGGCAUCAAAGCAUCUCUCUGUUUCUUUCAGGAACAUGCAGCUGAGGCGAAUAAAGCGUUCUGAGAAGGACAAGAAGGCAGCAGACUCCAUCAAAGAUGAGAAAUUUGCCUUGCUUUUUCAGACUACAUUCACAUUGGGUGAUGAAAAGCUCUUCUUUCCUGUGUUCACACUGUCCCUGCCUGUAGUUGUGGUGGUUCAUGUAAACCAAGAAGCAGGAGCUUGGGCAACUGUAUCAUGGCACAAUGCUUUCUCUUCUCCUAAACUUCCCCCUUGGGCUAUGCCAAGUCAGGUUCCCUGGCCACAGGUGGCUGAAAUGCUCUCCAUGCGCUUCCACUAUGGCCUUGCCACUCACAAUCACUCAUUGGACCAUUCUCAGCUCCAUUUCCUUGCCUCCAAGCUCUUCAGGACUAAGAUGGAUGACUACAAUUCAGUUAUGGUGCAGUGGAGUCAUUUCUGCAAGGACCCAUUGCCAAAUCGCAACUUCACCUUCUGGGAGUGGUUCUAUGCAGUUGCUCGCCUCACCCGGGAGCAUCUUAAGGAACCUUGGGUUGAUGGGAGGAUCCUGGGUUUGAUAGGACGAGCUGAGACAGAGGAGCUCCUUCUCCCAUGCCCUCAUGGUACUUUCCUCCUCCGCUUCUCAGAUUCUGAGUUGGGAGGCGUCACUGUUGCAUGGGUUGCCGAGGAUCCAAUGUCUGCCAAGCGAGAGGUGUUUAUGCUUCAGCCCUUCACGGGAAAGGACUUCACGAUCCGCAGUCUUGCUGAUCGUAUCUCGGAUCUGAAGUACUUGAUGUACCUCUUUCCUCACAUCCCCAAGGAUGAGGCUUUUUCCAAGUACUACACCCUGGAUGAACCUAAUGUAGCCUCUUCAAAUGGAUAUGUGAAGCCCAACCUUGUCACCCAGGUUCCAGGAUGGACAGAGCUGAGCACAAGUCAGUCGAGUGAUUCUGUGCCAACCACUCCUCAGCCCACUUACACUGCAUCACCUAGGUUGGCAAGUGGAUAUGAGUUUUCAGUGGUGGACCUGAAGGAUGUCCUCAUGGCCGACCUGGACCUGAGUCUUGAUGUUGUCCCAGACAUCUCCAAACCCUCAUAGUCUCUGAUGCUUCUCCUCCUGAUAUUGUGAUAUCUCAGAAUAUCUUUCCUUUUGAUGUAUUUGUUGCUUUCACUUAACUUAUAAGAGCCAAUGAAAGUUUUUAAUAUGGCAUUACCUAAACAUCCCAG
Molecule: messenger RNA, 2612 nt
Organism: Darwinula stevensoni
Lineage: Eukaryota; Metazoa; Arthropoda; Ostracoda; Podocopida; Darwinulidae
Source: the annotation of a GenBank genome assembly